Messenger RNA from Chlorella variabilis, 2814 nucleotides. RefSeq lists its product as hypothetical. The transcript has 8 exons. The coding region runs from base 139 to 2472 and encodes 777 amino acids. NCBI's taxonomy places the organism in Eukaryota, Viridiplantae, Chlorophyta, Trebouxiophyceae, Chlorellales, Chlorellaceae. The record is from RefSeq and is a predicted model, not a curated record.
GUGCUCUGUGACCCAUCCACCCCGCUGUCUGGUGCUGUGUGCGCGUCCCGAGGGGCCCAGCUGUCGACCUCCUCAGCUGUGUUUCAAAGGACCAAUCCAGCUUCACGCCAGAGCGCCCUGCCCGCCUGCCUGGGCAACAUGGUGAACUUUCAGAGCGGCAGGCUGAGCGCCGAGGCCUACCAGCGACGCCGCGACGCCACCACAGCGGAGCAACUCGCGUUGCUCACCGCCGACUCCGCCUUCGCCAGCUGGCAGCUGAAGAAGGCGGCACGCGACAACCGGGCACGUGUGGCCAGCAAUGCGCUGGCUGUCGUCGGCUGCGUUCUGCUCGUUGUCACCAUGGCGUUGCUCAAGCCAGCCGCCGUCGGCCAGGAGGUGGCCAGCUAUAGGCUGCAGGCGGUGCAGCGGGAGAGCGAGGUGGCGCUGGAUGCCAUCAGCGACCUCACUAUCCAGCUGCGCCUGGCAGAGGAGGCACACGGUGCUGCAGCCGCGCGGCUGGAGGUGCUGGAAGCGGAGCAAGCUGCGGCGCGGGCCAUGGAGCAGACGCAGCAGAGCGAGGCGGCACUUCUGGUGGCCGACAUGACAGUGCAGCUGGAACAGAUGAAAGCGGAGGUGGCGGCUGCCGAGGCGGCUUCCGAGGCAGCUGCCGCGCUGGCAGAAGCUGCGGUGGCGGCAUCUGAGGCGCUGGGCGCUGCCUCAGCUGCCACGCCCUUGUUGCCGCCGCCCACCACCUGCCCAGCCCCAUCGCCGUUCGAGCAUGUCACCAUCGUCAACCCCUCCCCUGGUGGGGCCUGGCCCUCCAUUUCCGUGGGUCCCCACUGCAACUCCAGCCUUGCGGUGUCAGCACUGGCGGCGACAGCGCUGUUUAGCACCGAUGGCACCCCCACCACCGCCCUCUACACAUUUCUUGCCUCGCUGGGCUGCGCCGCGCUGGCAGUGCUGACCUACCUCCGCGGCAGGCGGGCCGCUGCAUGUGAAGCAGAGCGCGCGACUCAGAUGGCCGCGCGCCUUAAGGAGGCCUCCUUUGCACGCGACACUGCCGAGCAGUCGCUCACGCUGCUGGAGGCGGAGCUGCAACGGCGCAUGAAGCAGCUGGAUGAGGCACAGCAGCGCGCUGCUGAUGCGACCUCCCCCAAGAUUGGCACCAUGCCAGCGCAGCACACGCCUGGGAAGGGCGAGCUGCCGCCGCCACCGGCCAGCCUGAUUGAGGACUUCCUGCGGUCGCACAGCUUCAUGGCGGUGCAGCAGGAGCAGAUGCAGGAGUGGCUGGAGAUGGAGCACCAGUUCGGGGAGAUGCAGGCGGCGCUCGCAGAGCUGCAAGCCGCACUAACCGACAAGGAUGCCCAGAUUGCGGCGCUGGAGCAGGACUUCAGCGCGGUCCACGAGCACGGCAGGCUGGAGGUGCGAGCCCUGGAGGACCAGCUGAGCCAGGUGAAGGCAUGGCUGAAUGAGGCCCAGGAAGAGCUGCUGAACACACAGGCAGCCCUUCAGGAGCGUGAGAUGGAGUGCCGCCGAGUUACCGGGCAGCUGGAGGCAAUGCGGGUGCUGGCUGCCGGCGCUCAGGCGAGUGAGGGGCAUGGCCCAGCACUUCUGCGGCAGAACCUGGAGCUGGUGGCUCAGCUGCAGACUGUCAAUGCGGCAUAUGAGGAGAUGCAGGCGCAGCUGUCCUCUACCGGCGGCACCUCGCUGGCACUGACAGCGUUUGGGUCCAAGGGCCUCAGGCCGGCUUCUGCCACCUCCACCCUGCCGGGCACCCCUGCCGCCGACUUGACGUGCGAGGUGCAGUCGUGCUUGGACAUCAUGCGUGCCACACGGGUGCAGCUGGCGGACCGGCUGGCCCACAGCGCAGGCGUCUGCAAGGCAAUGAUUGACGACUGCCAGAAGCAGAGCUUGGGCGAACGGGGGGUGGGUGCCGCCGCUGACGACAACGACCAGGCGCUGGAGGCAUUUGGGUCGCCGGCAGUGGCCUCGCCCUCCGCCUCUGAGCAGGAGGAGAGGGAGGGCGCAUGCACGCCACUGGGCGUUAGCAGGCUGCACCAUGCCAACCUGCCACCGCAGCAGGCGUCCUCCCCAGCCAAGAAGGCCCAGGCGCAGCCUGGACGGGGCGGCACCAGCGUCAGCCCCUCCUCGUGCAGCGUGGAUGGCAGCAUGAGGGCUGCAUGGGAGGCGGCACAUGCUCGGGUGGCGGAGGUCCGCGCGCAGCACACUAGCUGGGACCUGGCGGGGUUUGUGCAGGGUCUGGGCUUUGAGAUUGAGGAGGUGGGUGUCCCUGCCGACCGCGCUGACUUUCUGGCACUGAAGGCAUCCUUGGAAGCAGCUCUGGAGGCAUCUGCCACUGGCGCUUCCUCCCCGCAGAAGCGUGCGCUGGCUGGGGAGGCGAUGCAAGUGCUGCGCGACUGGGAGUGGCCAGCCACCCGCAUCAACACGCCGCCGCCGAGCCCCUUUUGGCGCAUGCUUGGAUUGCAGGCGUAGGCUGCCUGCCGGCUGGUACAGCUUAUAGACCCUGCGCUCCCUGUUCAAAACAUACGCAGUUGCUGACAUCCCCUAGCAGUGUCGCCAUCCGUCCUUCUCCCCCGUUAGAGACUACCAGUUAGAGAGAGCUAGCAGUUAAAGCAGCGUGUUAGCCUAGCCACACCGGCUGUAGUGUUAUGGCCCUACGAACGUUGAGGCAGUGCAAUAUCUGGCUCCCAAGCUUCUCACGGGCUGUGAUACGGUAAUUUGCCCCCCUGCUUGCCCACUAUUCGGCUUGUACCACCCCUCACUACCUGUCGCGCUACUUGUGUUUAUACACCCAGAUGUAAAGAUGAUUGGGUC